AUGAUGCUCUGUGUGUUGUGUGUGUGUGUGUGUGUGUGUGCAGGUGGAGGUGAUCCGGUGGCUGUUGACGCACGACCAUCACUCCAGACCCUCGGCCAAGGAUCUGCUCCAGUCCCACCUCCUGCCACUCAAGAUGGAGGACGAACAGUUGGAGGAAGUCCUCUCAAGAACCAUGCAGUCCACCAACUCCACUCGCUACCAACAUCUGAUUGACAAGCUGUUCUCGGGAGAUGCUCCUCAACUGAGGCCGUGGUCCUUCUACCAGGAGCCUGCAGACAACAAGAGAGACAGACCCAAGAGAAACAAGUUCUCUCUGGUGUAUUCUCUGCUGCAACAAAUGGUGGUCUCCAAACUUGCAGCCAUCUUUACCAGACAUGGGGCGUCUCGUGUGGAGCCUCCACUGCUCUGUCCCCGUUCCAGCCACCUCUACUCCAGUCCCAGUCCAUACCACAGUUCAUAGAACGGAACGGAGCCGUGGUGACCCUCCCCAGUGACCAUCGUCUCCCACUGGCCCACUAUCUGCUGCACCAGCA
Geodia barretti is the source of this 533-nucleotide messenger RNA. The record is from the annotation of a GenBank genome assembly. Lineage: Eukaryota; Metazoa; Porifera; Demospongiae; Tetractinellida; Geodiidae.